ACUAUCCACUCGCCAUACUCGCCAUACACUGUCUGCUGCCGCUUCAUUCAUCUUUCCUUUGUGCACGGACAGCACCGCACCGCAAGUCAUGGCGCCACACCGGUACACACCGGGGAGAUCAGCCGCGGUUCACAGCGAGAGAGCGGCUGCAGCACCGAGACGCUACUAUGGAGAACCACACAGGUUUGAUCCUUCCUUCAGAGGUCCAGUCUGCAGAAGAAGCUGCACUGAUACAUUGUGGUGUUUGAUCUUCAUUAUUGUCAUCCUUUCAUAUCUGUCCCUGGGGAUAGUUGCCUGGUUACAUGGGGACCCCAGGAAGAUUCUCCAUCCGACAGACAGCUAUGGCCAGUUCUGUGGGCAGAAGGGGACUUCUAAUGCGAAGAAACCCAUCUUAUUUUACUUCAACAUCUUAAAAUGUGCCAACCCAGCUAUACUCAUCAACCUGCAGUGCCCCACAACGCAGAUGUGUGUGUCACAGUGCCCUGACAAGUUUGCUACCUACAGUGAGAUGCAGCUGCAAAACAAACUCAACAAGGCACACUGGGAAUACUAUAAACAGUUCUGUAAGCCUGGAUUUAAUAACCCUGAAAAGCCAGUAUCCCAGGUUCUAAGAGAUGAGGACUGUCCCUCCAUGAUCAUACCCAGUAGACCAUUUCUCCAGAGAUGUCUGCCAGACUUCACCACUCUGAAUGGGAUCGUGACUGUAGUGAACAGAACUAGGUUUAAGGAUGCUCUAGAAAUUCCACACAGUGUCAGUGAACUCCAACGUGCUACCAAGACUAUAACAGGACUUGAGGACACUAAGGAGAUGGGCAUUAAGAUAAUGGAGGAUUAUUCUCAGUCCUGGGCAUGGAUAAUCAUAGGUCUGCUGAUAUCCCUGGCUGUUAGUCUGAUCUUCAUCCUGCUGCUGAGAUUCACAGCUGGGUUGCUGCUGUGGACUACUAUCAUCACUUUCAUACUACUGCUGGCAUAUGGUAUGUGGUACUGCUCUGUGGUCUGGUCCCAGCUCAAACACACACCGGGCUCUGAUGUUGCCAUUACAGAGGUCGGCCUGCAGACUGACGUACAGGUGUACUUACAACUUAGACAGACAUGGAUUAUAUUAUUGGUGUCUCUGGGAGUGACUGAAGCCUCCGUCUUGGCGAUGUUGAUCUUCUUAAGGAGACGAGUCCAAGUUGCCAUUGCCCUACUCAGAGAGUCCAGCAAAGCUAUCGGUCACAUCAUGUCCACACUAUUCUUUCCAGUUUUCACCUUCCUCUUGUUGACUGUAUGCAUCUCCUACUGGGCAGUUACUGCCGUUUAUCUUGCAUCCUCAGGUGAACCCAUCUACAAAGUGACGUCUCCUAAUGUUAGAUGCCCCUACACCAACAGCACAUGCAAUCCUGAGACCUUCAACAGAACCAACAUCUCCACAUCGGCGUUGUGCUUGGGAACUCAGUGUCAGUUUGCUUUCUAUGGUGGGGAGACAUCCUACUACCGCUACCUCUUCCUUUUGCAGCUGUUCAACCUACUUGUCUUCCUCUGGUUGGUCAACUUCAGUCUGGCCCUGGAGCAGUGCACCCUGGCAGGGACAUUUGCCAACUACUAUUGGGCCAAGAGGAAGCCUCAUGAUAUCCCAGCAUGUUCACUCUUGCUGUCAUUCAUUAGGGCUGUCAGGUAUCACACAGGAUCUCUGGCAUUUGGCGCUUUAAUUCUUUCCGUUGUCCAACUUCUGCGGAUCAUCCUGGAAUACCUAGAGCAGAAACUAAAAGGUAUUGACAACAGCCUCUCCCGGUUCAUAAUGUGCUGUCUGAAAUGCUGUUUCUGGUGUCUGGAGAAAUUUAUCCGCUACUUGAACCAUAAUGCUUAUAUCAUGGUUGCGAUCUAUGGUAAAAGUUUCUGUACCUCAGCCGAAGAGGCCUUCUUCCUACUGAUGAGAAAUGUGGUCAGGGUUGCAGUUUUAGACAGAGUGGCAGACUUCCUGUUGUUUCUGGGCAAAUUGCUGAUAGCAGGAGGAGUUGGUGUCAUUUCCUUCUUCUUUUUCACUAUGAAGAUCCCUGUUAUCCAGGAAGAAGUACCCCAUCUCAACUACUAUUUGAUCCCCCUUCUGACUGUGGUCAUGGGUGCCUACCUGAUUGCUCAUGGAUUCUUCAGUGUCUAUGCUAUGUGUGUGGACACACUCUUCCUCUGCUUCUGUCCUGCUCUUCUUCCUCCCCUCCAUAUAUCUUCACGUGACAUUGGACCUCAAUCUCAACCAUUGAUUCUCCCCAAUUCUGUCCCUCUUUUCCUUCAUUCAUCCCGUCUUUCUCUCGAUCCAUCCACCCAUUUAUCGGGACAACCAGGUGAUGACUUGGAGAGGAAUGAUGGUAGUGCAGAAAAACCUUUCCUCAUGUCUCCAGAGCUACACAGAAUCCUGGGAAAACCCAGCCCGCUUUGCUGAUAUACUUUCCUCUAUAUCCACUCAAUCAGCAGCCACUCUGCUCAGCUUUGGUUUGCUGGUCCCUACAUAUGCAAAGACACAAGGGGAUAUUGCAUGAGCUGUAAAGUAGCAACGUGUUUCCAUAUUAGAACAAUAGGGACCCAAUUGGUAAAAGUAGAGUCUGAAGAAUUUUUAAAACCUAAUCAAUACUAAGGAAGCUGCUUGCGUUGUAUCUCUACUCAAGCUUUCUGAGUGUCUCUGCUGUACCACUGCAUUUCAGUUACUAAAAUGAAUACAUUUUAUGACAUUGUGCCAUUAUUGGUCUGAUAGGGUUCUUCAUUGGAAUAUUUUAUCCCUUAAAUGAUGAGGAUUUUUGUAUUAAGACUCAGUGUGUGGGUGUUUGAACGGUUUUGUAACAUUUUGUGUGAAAAUCUGUUUAGAUGGAAAAGAGUGUGGUCUUUACAAAUUCCAGGGCUCAAUAAUUAAAAUCCAAAGUGGGUAUUUCCAUGCCCAUUUGCACUGAAAACAGACAUACUGUAAAUGCAGUUCUGUUUCCAAAGCAUAUCCACACAAUCACAAAGUAUGUAUUAUUCAUUUUUAUUCCACAAUAUUUUGGUAUAAACGAGAAACCAAGAAAAGUCAUAUGUUGAUUUUUAAUUGUCCACAUUGCACAGCAAAAUGAAUAAGACAAACAUAAUAUUCAGCUUCCCUCACUUUUUUUUAUUAGUGAAACUGAUCCCCCAAAAAAAUUCUAAAUUUAAAGAUAUCACUAAUGCAUUCGUCUUGAGAAGUUGAAUUAAUGUAGGAUACAAAAAGCAACCACUGACCAAAAAUGUGUUAGAAGCUCCAGAAUGUAAUGUAAGGGGUGGGGCGGGGUAGUAAUGGCAAUAGCACCUUCACAUGGUCCAUCAAAUAAUAAUUAUUAAAAAAUAAACAGUACAAUGUUAUAUUGGAUAAACUUUUUAUAUGACAAUGUGUGUUUAUUGCCUCAUGUUAAAAAUAUCCGUAAACCAAUGCUUCAAAAUGUUUCCAUUUGUAUGAGUUUCCUCUCAUGGCUUUUUUCACACUCAGUUUGAAAGAUUUGAAAAAAAGUACCAUGUUAA
Messenger RNA from Platichthys flesus (European flounder), 3501 nucleotides. RefSeq names its product choline transporter-like protein 5-A. Gene Ontology annotation, biological process: transmembrane transport. Bases 89 to 2419 code for a protein of 776 amino acids. Gene Ontology annotation, cellular component: membrane. The record is from RefSeq and is a predicted model, not a curated record. NCBI's taxonomy places the organism in Eukaryota, Metazoa, Chordata, Actinopteri, Pleuronectiformes, Pleuronectidae. Gene Ontology annotation, molecular function: transmembrane transporter activity. The transcript is spliced from 22 exons.